CGGGAAACGACCCGGCGAGCGCAGGGUCCGGCUGUACUCUCUUGGGUUGUGUGGCGCGUUUCGGAAAUGGCGGUGCAGCCUAAGGAGACGCUGCAGUUGGAGGGCGCGGCCGAGGUGGGCUUCGUACGCUUCUUUGAGGGCAUGCCGGAGAAGCCGAGCACCACGGUGCGCCUCUUCGACCGCGGCGACUUUUACACCGCGCACGGCGAGGACGCGCUGCUGGCGGCCCGCGAGGUGUUCAAGACCCAAGGCGUGAUCAAGUACAUGGGGCCGGCAGGGGCAAAGACCCUGCAGACUGUUGUGCUGAGUAAGAUGAAUUUUGAGUCUUUCGUGAAAGAUCUUCUUCUGGUUCGUCACUAUAGAGUUGAAGUUUAUAAGAAUAAAGCUGGAAAUAAGGCAUCUAAGGAGAACGACUGGUAUUUGGCAUAUAAGGCUUCUCCUGGCAAUCUUUCUCAGUUUGAAGACAUCCUGUUUGGUAACAAUGACAUGUCCACUUCCAUUGGCAUUAUGGGUAUUAAACUGUCUACGGUUGAUGGUCAGAGACAGGUUGGAGUUGGGUAUGUGGAUUCCACCCAGAGAAAGCUAGGAUUGUGUGAGUUCCCUGACAACGAUCAGUUCUCCAAUCUCGAGGCUCUUCUGAUUCAGAUUGGACCAAAGGAAUGCAUUUUACCAGGCGGAGAGACUGCUGGAGACAUGGGGAAACUGAGGCAGGUUAUACAGAGAGGAGGGAUUCUGAUCACAGAAAGAAAGAGAAUCGACUUUUCCACAAAAGACAUCUACCAGGAUCUCAACCGGUUACUGAAAGGCAGAAAAGGAGAGCAGAUGAACAGCGCUGUCUUACCAGAGAUGGAGAAUCAGGUUGCAGUUUCAUCGUUGUCUGCAGUGAUCAAGUUCCUAGAACUCUUAUCAGAUGAUUCGAAUUUUGGGCAGUUUGAACUGGCGACUUUUGACUUCAGCCAGUACAUGAAGUUAGACAUGGCGGCAGUUAGAGCCCUCAACCUUUUCCAGGGUUCUGUUGAAGACACCACAGGCUCUCAGUCUCUGGCUGCAUUAUUGAAUAAAUGCAAAACUGCUCAAGGACAAAGGCUGGUUAGCCAGUGGAUCAAACAGCCGCUCAUGGAUAAAAACAGGAUUGAAGAGAGAUUAAAUUUAGUGGAAGCUUUUGUUGAAGAUUCAGAAUUGAGGCAGAGUCUACAGGAGGAUUUACUUCGCCGAUUUCCAGAUCUUAACCGGCUUGCCAAGAAAUUUCAGAGACAAGCAGCGAAUUUACAAGAUUGUUACCGACUGUAUCAGGGUGUGAACCAGCUUCCCAACGUCAUCCAGGCUCUGGAGAAAUACCAAGGAAGACACCAGGCAUUGUUGUUGGCAGUUUUUGUGACUCCUCUUACUGAUCUUCGUUCUGAUUUUUCAAAAUUUCAAGAAAUGAUAGAAACGACUUUAGAUAUGGAUCAGGUGGAGAACCACGAAUUCCUUGUAAAACCUUCAUUUGAUCCUAACCUGAGUGAGCUAAGAGAAGUCAUGGAUGGUCUGGAGAAGAAGAUGCAGUCCACCUUAAUAAGUGCAGCGCGGGGUCUUGGAUUGGACCCUGGCAAACAGAUUAAAUUGGACUCCAGUGCACAGUUUGGGUAUUACUUUCGUGUAACCUGCAAGGAAGAGAAAGUCCUCCGCAACAACAAGAACUUCAGCACCGUGGAUAUCCAGAAGAAUGGCGUUAAAUUCACCAACAGUGAAUUGUCUUCUUUAAAUGAAGAAUACACUAAGAACAAAGGAGAGUAUGAGGAGGCCCAGGAUGCCAUUGUUAAAGAAAUCGUCAAUAUUUCCUCAGGCUACGUGGAGCCAAUGCAGACGCUCAAUGACGUGCUAGCUCACUUAGAUGCCGUCGUUAGUUUUGCUCAUGUGUCAAACGCAGCUCCUGUCCCCUACGUGCGACCGGUCAUCUUGGAGAAAGGAAAAGGAAGAAUUAUAUUGAAAGCCUCCAGGCAUGCUUGUGUUGAAGUUCAAGAUGACGUUGCAUUUAUUCCAAACGAUGUGCACUUUGAAAAAGAUAAACAGAUGUUCCACAUCAUUACUGGUCCCAAUAUGGGAGGAAAGUCAACAUACAUCCGUCAGACGGGGGUGAUUGUGCUCAUGGCCCAAAUUGGGUGUUUUGUGCCGUGUGAGUCAGCAGAGGUGUCCAUUGUGGAUUGCAUCUUGGCUCGAGUCGGGGCUGGUGACAGUCAACUGAAAGGCGUCUCCACAUUCAUGGCUGAAAUGCUGGAAACUGCUUCUAUCCUCAGGUCGGCAACCAAAGAUUCCUUAAUAAUCAUUGAUGAGCUGGGAAGAGGAACCUCUACAUACGACGGCUUUGGGUUAGCAUGGGCCAUAUCGGAGUACAUCGCAACGAAGAUUGGUGCCUUUUGCAUGUUUGCCACCCAUUUUCAUGAACUUACCGCUUUGGCCAGUCAGAUACCAACCGUUAACAAUCUCCACGUCACAGCGCUGACUACCGAAGAGACCCUGACUAUGCUUUACCAAGUGAAAACAGGUGUCUGUGAUCAGAGUUUCGGGAUUCAUGUGGCUGAACUCGCUAAUUUCCCUAGGCAUGUGAUAGAGUGCGCCAAGCAGAAGGCUCUGGAGCUUGAGGAGUUUCAGAGCAUUGGGACCUCACAGGGACACGAUGAAACCCAGCCAGCUGCAAAGAGGCGCUGCCUGGAAAGAGAGCAAGGUGAGAAGAUUAUUCUGGAGUUCCUGUCCAAGGUCAAGCAAGUGCCCUUCACUGACUUGUCGGAGGAGAGCGUCUCAGUGAAGCUGAAGCAACUGAAAGCUGAGGUGCUGGCGAAGAACAACAGCUUUGUAAAUGAAAUCAUCUCACGGGUAAAGGCUCCGUGAGAGGACAGUGGAGCGAAGCCAGUAGGGAGAGCUCGCCCUUACCCUGCUGUUUCCUGUAGUACUUAACACCAGAACCCGGGGAGCAGUGUGCUGAAGUAUUUAGUGAUACUUGAAACAUGACGGUCUAUAGCUGAGUACCGUUUAAAUGGGCAUGGACAACUUUGAGCACUAUGCUGAAUUUUAUAAAUAAAAUCAUGUAGUUUCUA
Messenger RNA from Rattus norvegicus (Norway rat), 3074 nucleotides. RefSeq names its product mutS homolog 2 (gene Msh2). Gene Ontology annotation, biological process: mismatch repair; gamete generation; developmental process involved in reproduction. The record is from RefSeq and is marked validated. Gene Ontology annotation, cellular component: nucleus; chromosome. The coding region runs from base 67 to 2868 and encodes 933 amino acids. NCBI's taxonomy places the organism in Eukaryota, Metazoa, Chordata, Mammalia, Rodentia, Muridae. Gene Ontology annotation, molecular function: ATP-dependent DNA damage sensor activity; ATP binding; mismatched DNA binding. The transcript has 16 exons.